AUGGACCAAAGCGAUGUGAGGCCAGUUGCGGAGCCUGAGAUGGAGGUUGAUGGAGGACAAACGGAAGGAGAACCCGAGCCGGAUGAGGAGAUGAUGCAGUCCGACGAAGAUGAAGAGGCAGCGAAUGAGUUAGCGCAUUUGCUGAACUAUAGUCGCAAGGGUUUCGAUCCCAGCACUUACCUCAACACGAACAGCAAUCAGCGGGUGGAGCUCAAGCAGAUGCAUUACGUGUGUGUGUGUGUGGGCGUUCUCAGCGACAUCAUUCCCAAGCUCACGGGGUACCAGCUCUUUUCGCUCAUUCGUCCCGCUCCUUCUGGUCCGGUCGGAUUCCUGUUCAUUGACCCUGUUGGGGUGAUGGCCAAUGUGAGUCUUGGAGACGUCAGCGUCACAACCAUCGGCAUGCUCAUCGACAGUGACACCCCUGUGCCAAGGAAAUACCUGGACAAGUUCAUCAAGAACCGUGCAUUUUCUGCGAACCGUCAACGGUACAUCGCCAACACUGCUGCUGACAAGGGCACGGGCAAGAACCGACGUCCCGCUGAAAGGGAGCAGGUGAGCAUCUAUACCGUGUUAUCGGCAUCUCACGCAGAUAACAACAUUCAAGUUAGGUUAAUCCACAGGCUCACAGAGGAGGACGUCAAGCACUUCAAAAUUUGCGCCCCUCCGACUAUUUGCAAGCAGGACGAUCAUCGAUCAUGGAUGCCCCCGUCACAGAUGAACAACGUGAACGUGUCAAUCGUCCAAAUCACAAUCGAGCUUCAUCACCCGGACGAGGAGACAGCCGUCGUCCUUGGAAUGCCAACACCCAUGUCGACAAGGGCAGAGGCACAGGCAAGUCCAAGACUCCUAAGGAACGUGAGCGUGAACGUCAACGUCUCCGGCGCUGGGAGGAAGACAAUCGGUCAUAUCGUCUCUUUCACUGCUGGCAAGUUCGUGGCACUGGUCAAGGAUCUCUUCGAUGCAGAAGCAAUUGAUGUUCAAGCUGUUGAAGGAGGUGAAAGCGUUGCGGAAGGCGGCGAACAUGAGCUUGGAGUUGAAGGACGUGUCAGGCUUAACAGCAUUCAAUGUGAAUUGUAUGGUGGUGCCUUCCGUGAAGCCGCAUCGGCAGAAUUAAGCAAGGUCAAGCAAACGCUUGCUGCGGCUUUCGAGGCCAUCGACGUCAACGAAGACGACAUGGUGUCAAGAGAGGCCUGCUGCAAAGUGCUCCGCUGGUGUGUCCAUGAAAGGUUUCCGCGUUCCCUGCAGGGUGCCACUGAGAGCAAAAGCUUUGCCCUCACGAAUCGUCAGGAAGAGCCACUGCUCUCCACUCGAGGGGACGAGGUGUUUGCCGCCGAAGCUCAAUUUGCUUUCGACGUCCUGCUCUGCUCCACGGGCGGCACCUGGAAGGUGGAACACGAUGUCGCGGGGCAGUCUGUGGAAGACCUUGUUGCUGCCGCUGGGCGCCCAGAUCGGCAUGUUGAUUGCAAAGGCCCAAGCGUCUUGGGCUUUGUCAAGAGCAGGCAAGCACGUCCCCGGCCAAAGCGAUGUCACAAGGCAGCUCGCCGAUGGUCAGUGCUGCUGGCACAGAGGCUUGUCAGCCUGCGGCGGCAUUUUCCACCCAGCCGUGGGAAUUUCUGGCGUCGGUCGGAACCUGGUAUACGCCACUGCGACAGACUCCCACUCCCACCGCAGAGGUUGUGGCUACAGCGCUGGGCUGCGAUUGGUGGAAGCGGCCCUCUGCGGUCACGUGGUUCACGCCGCUUGUGCUUCCGGAAGAGCCACUGCUUUCCACUCGAGGGGACGAGGUGGAACACGAUGUCGCGGGGCAGUUUGUGGAAGACCUUGUUGCUGCCGCAAGCACGUCCCCGGCCAAAGCGAUGUCACAAGGCGGCGGCCCGCUUGCUGGGGCGCUUGGACGCAGGCUUCUGGGGCGCACCCGCUGGAGCCGAAAGAUUGCUGGUCAAGCCAGCUGUGCGAGAUCGCCCGAAGAUGGGGCGCCCACCCCAACGACGCUCAGAGCAAGUAUUACUCCUAGGCCAAAUGGUUUGA
Molecule: messenger RNA, 2028 nt
Organism: Symbiodinium sp. CCMP2592
Lineage: Eukaryota; Dinophyceae; Suessiales; Symbiodiniaceae
Source: the annotation of a GenBank genome assembly